This is a messenger RNA of Phalaenopsis equestris, 660 nucleotides long. RefSeq lists its product as uncharacterized. The coding region runs from base 196 to 660 and encodes 154 amino acids. The transcript has 2 exons. The record is from RefSeq and is a predicted model, not a curated record. NCBI's taxonomy places the organism in Eukaryota, Viridiplantae, Streptophyta, Magnoliopsida, Asparagales, Orchidaceae.
UACUCAAAGUCCCCUGCUGCAAUAAUAUCUACGCCGCACAUUAAUUGCAUCCAGGACCCCACAUAACCCUCUAUUUAUCUCCUCCCCCUUCAAUGCUCUCCCUCCCCAGGCUCAUCUUCUUCCUCCCCCCUUCCCCACCCCCCAUCUCUCUCUAGCCUUUCACAGCUUCCUGCGUGACGACUUGAUUCCAGGCUCAUGGCGACCGAGGUGACCAUGCUUUUGCGGAUUAUGGAGGAAGCUGAGAGCAAGCAGCGGGAUUUGUUUACCCGUGACCUCCUCGGCGGUGGCGGCGGCGCCGCAGCCUCCUCCGCCAAUGAAUCCGCGGUGGAUCUUGACCUCCAGGUUCCAUCAGGCUGGGAACGGCAUCUGGAUCUAAUGUCGGGAAAGACAUACCUCCACAAGAUGGACUCCGAUCGCUCGCUUCAAGGACUGCACGACCUCAAUCUCCCUCCUCCAUCUUCCUCCUCGAUCUGCCUCCCCGAGAACUCCUCCCUCCUCGAUCUCAAGCUCGCCGGCACGGGUUUCGGCUACGGAGGACGAAAUCGCAGCGAUUUCCAGAGCGUCUGCACGCUGGAGAAAGUAAAGUCCGCACUCGAGCGUGCGGGUCGGCUUCUCCCCGUUCACCCACGCCUUCAUGGUCGACAGCGUCGACGUCGAUGA